Molecule: messenger RNA, 2938 nt
Organism: Crotalus tigris (Tiger rattlesnake)
Lineage: Eukaryota; Metazoa; Chordata; Lepidosauria; Squamata; Viperidae
Gene: CTPS2
Product: CTP synthase 2
Exons: 19
Coding region: 104-2062 (652 amino acids)
Biological process (GO): pyrimidine nucleobase biosynthetic process; CTP biosynthetic process
Cellular component (GO): cytoplasm; cytoophidium
Molecular function (GO): identical protein binding; CTP synthase activity
Source: RefSeq, a predicted model, not a curated record
UAGGCGAGAUCUGUUCUCAAAGCUUCACGGGAUUUGUAGUUUUUUGUCCGUGUUUUCUUCUCGGGCAUGCGAUGGCGGCGGCGGCGGCGGCGGCGGCAAGCCAAUGUUUUUUUCAAGGUGCCUUUGGCUUUUAAGACGCUCUCUCAGAGAAAUACAACACAGUAGAGUAGGGAUUCCAACUCAAGAGAUACAGUAUUUUCAUAAUUUUCCGAUGAAGUAUAUCCUGGUAACUGGUGGUGUCAUUUCGGGUAUUGGCAAAGGAAUUAUUGCAAGCAGCAUAGGUACCAUCCUGAAAUCAUGUGGCCUCCGAGUAACUGCAAUCAAAAUAGAUCCCUACAUUAACAUUGAUGCUGGCACGUUCUCACCAUAUGAACAUGGUGAAGUUUUUGUACUAAACGAUGGUGGAGAAGUUGAUCUAGACUUGGGAAACUAUGAAAGAUUCUUAGAUAUUAGCCUUUACAAGGACAACAACAUCACCACUGGAAAGAUUUACCAGCAUGUCAUCAAUAAAGAAAGGCAUGGAGAUUACUUGGGAAAAACUGUUCAAGUUGUACCUCAUAUUACUGAUGCUGUUCAAGAAUGGGUAAUGAAUCAGGCAAAAGUUCCUGUGGAUGAUGAUAAGAAAGAACCACAGAUAUGUGUAAUUGAAUUGGGUGGAACUAUUGGAGAUAUUGAGGGAAUGCCCUUUGUAGAAGCUUUUCGACAAUUUCAAUUUAAAGCCAAAAGAGAGAACUUUUGCAAUAUCCAUGUCAGCUUAGUACCACAGCCUAAUGCUACUGGUGAACAGAAAACAAAGCCUACUCAAAACAGUGUCCGUGCUUUAAGGGGACUUGGUCUUUCUCCUGAUUUGAUAGUCUGUAGAAGCACUAAACCUAUAGAAAUGGCUGUAAAAGAAAAAAUUUCAAUGUUUUGUCAUGUAGAACCUGAGCAGGUAAUAUUCAUCCAUGACGUUUCUUCCACUUACCGAGUGCCAAUCCUUUUGGAAGAACAAGGCAUAAUUAAAUACUUUAAAGAGAGGCUAAGCCUACCAAUUGACGAUCAACCAAGUCACCUUCUUUUCAAAUGGAAAAAAAUUGCAGAUAGGUAUGAGAGGAUGCUAAACAGCUGUUCUGUUGCUCUAGUUGGGAAGUAUACAAAACUGAGUGAUUGCUACACCUCUAUUUUCAAGGCAUUAGAGCAUUCAGCUAUAGCAAUUAAUCACAAGCUUGAUCUAAUGUAUAUAGAUUCAGCAGACCUCGAGCCUGCUAUGGAGGCUGAGAAUCCAGUGAGAUUCCAUCAGGCCUGGCAGAAGCUAUGUAAAGCAGAUUGCAUCUUAGUACCUGGAGGCUUUGGCCAUAGGGGAACUGAAGGAAAACUUCAAGCCAUUUCAUGGGCAAGAAAAAAGAAAAAGCCUUUUCUUGGAAUUUGUUUGGGAAUGCAGUUGGCAGUAGUGGAAUUUGCAAGGAACUGUCUAAACUGGCAAGAUGCAAACUCAACAGAAUUUGAUCCCAAUACAAAGAAUCCUGUUGUCAUUGAUAUGCCUGAACAUAAUCCUGGUGACAUGGGAGGAACAAUGAGACUAGGGAAAAGAAAAACUAUCUUUAAGACAAAAGACUCUUUGUUAAGGAAACUUUAUGGUAAUGAAGCUUUUGUGGAAGAACGACAUAGGCAUCGCUAUGAGGUAAAUCCUGAAUUGAUUCACUUCUUUGAAGAUAAAGGCUUGAAGUUUGUUGGGCAUGACACAGAAGGAAAGAGAAUGGAGAUCAUUGAACUGGAUGAUCACCCAUAUUUCAUCGGUGUUCAGUUUCAUCCUGAGUUCUCUUCCAGACCUAUGAAGCCUUCACCUGCAUACCUUGGCCUUUUACUUGCUGCAACAGGAUCACUCAGCACAUACUUGCAACAUGGAUAUAAAUUGUCUCCUAGUGACAGUUAUAGUGACAUGAGUGAAGAGAAUUUUCCAGGAAAAGAAACAAGCGUAACAUGUUCAGGAGUGCAAGAAAAGCAUAGAGAAGACAGGACAAACUUUUUUUUAUGGGCCAACUAUAGAAAUAUUAAUUGCACAUGCAGAGGAAGAGUUGCAUAAUCAUCAUUUUUAAACCUUCUUCUCUUUUUGGCAAGAUAAAAAAACAAGCAGAAGAAAAAAGCAUAAUUGAAAAGGCCAUUCCAAAGAAGAAAAACUGAUUAAGUUGGAGAAGAUAUGCAGCUGCCUCCUAUUGAAGGUCCCCAUGUUCUUCAGAAUGUUUCUGCUGCCUCAAUGGAAAACCGGUUCCAUUUCAACAUUAUCACUCUCUCUAAACUGCAUAAAGUCCACCUCAUGCUGCCUCACCAUUUCAAGUGAAUUUGUUAGCUUUGUGCUAGUAUUUGGUGGUAAGGAGAGUGUCAGAAUUCUAUAUUUCUGGAUUAUUUAAAACAUGUCUUUCAGCCUAUUUUUUAUGCUACAGUUAGAAGGACAUUUGAUGCACUAUAACUUUUUUCUUAAGUAAUGCUUAUUAUAUAUAUAUAUCAUUAUGUGCACAUUUCUGUAAAUAUUUCUACCUAGACAGAGUUAAUGUUGAUUGGGAUAAUGAUACAGGGAUCCAAGAUAAUGAGCUGACAAAGAAAGUUUGGCUUAAGAACCAGUCUUCUCUACAAAUUCAGCUUCAGUCCUCUUAUAUGUGCAGGGAGUAAUGAGAAAUAAAAAUAAAUAUAAAUCUGUCUAGUCUGUUUACUUGGCCUUCUUGUUUCAUACUUACCCAGACUGCUGUAAGUUUGAAAAAGAGUCUGCCUUUUCUAUGGACAAGAUAAGCCAACCUAUAACGUAACCCUGUAUUUCAUUUCUUAGUUUUUGAUCACUUUCCUUUUUCAGUGGAGAAAAAAAUCCUUUCUUUUUAAAAAUCUAAAUGGCUGGAAGGAAAAGCAAUGACUUUUUUUGAGGAUGAGAAAUAUGUAAGAAGCUUUGAAUAAAAAUAAAUAAAGAUAA